Antechinus flavipes (yellow-footed antechinus) is the source of this 4559-nucleotide messenger RNA. RefSeq names its product taxilin gamma (gene TXLNG). Bases 182 to 1774 code for a protein of 530 amino acids. The transcript has 10 exons. The record is from RefSeq and is a predicted model, not a curated record. NCBI's taxonomy places the organism in Eukaryota, Metazoa, Chordata, Mammalia, Dasyuromorphia, Dasyuridae. Gene Ontology annotation, biological process: regulation of cell cycle. Gene Ontology annotation, molecular function: syntaxin binding.
CCUACCUAUCCGUCCCAACUCCACUUCGCUCCCGCCCCCGGUAGGAAACCUCCUCCGGUCACGUGGGGAGCCAAGGGGCUCCGCGAUUGGCUGCCCGGGAGGCGGGGGCAGGGCGAACGGCGCUGCGUGGUUCCCGUGGCCCCCCUCUCCCGACUGCUUGUUUGGCUGCUGCCGUCACCUCAUGGCGACGCGAGUAGAAGGGGUAGCGCGGGGAAGAGGCGGCGGCGAAGAGCCUAUAGAGCCGGGACGGGGCGGCCGGAGGCGCAGUCCGCGGCAGAAAGUGAGCUCUGAGUUUAUAAUUGGCACAAUGGAAGAAGCUGGAUUUUGUGGCAUAGGUGUAAAAUCUGAUAUGUUAAGCAAUGCUCAGCGAAAUGAUAUUUUACAACAUCAAGAAUCUAAUUGCCGUGGUUCAAAUAGCAAAAAAACAUUGGAGGAGGUUGAAGAAAGUAACUUUUUAACCAAGAAUAGAAAUUUAGUCAGUACAACAUACUGCACACGAGAAUCAAGAGAGGAAAUACCUGGUCGAGAAGCUCGGACAGAUCCACCGGAUGGUCAGCAAGAUAUAGAGAGUGACAAAAACAAAGAAAAAACUUUAGGAAAAGAAGUUUUGUUGUUGAUGCAAGCCUUAAAUACCCUUUCAACUCCAGAAGAAAAAUUGGCAGCCCUUUGUAAAAAAUAUGCUGAUCUUCUGGAGGAGAGUCGGAAUGUUCAGAAGCAAAUGAAGAUUCUUCAGAAGAAACAAGCCCAGAUUGUGAAAGAAAAGGUCCACCUGCAGAGUGAGCACAGUAAGGCUAUUCUAGCUCGAAGUAAAUUGGAGUCACUCUGCCGGGAACUUCAGCGUCAUAAUAAGACAUUGAAAGAAGAAAACAUACAGCAAGCACGAGAAGAAGAAGAAAGACGUAAAGAAGCAACUGCACAUUUUCAAAUAACUUUAAAUGAAAUUCAAGCUCAGCUGGAACAACAUGACAUACAUAAUGCUAAACUUCGACAAGAAAACAUUGAAUUGGGAGAGAAAUUGAAAAAACUUAUUGAACAAUAUGCAUUGCGGGAAGAGCAUAUUGACAAAGUGUUCAAGCAUAAGGAACUACAGCAGCAGCUUGUGGAUGCCAAACUUCAGCAGACAACACAGCUCAUAAAAGAAGCUGAGGAAAAACAUCAAAGAGAAAGAGAAUUUUUGUUAAAAGAAGCCACAGAGUCGAGGCACAAAUGUGAACAAAUGAAACAGCAGGAAGCACAGCUCAAACAGCAGCUUUCUCUUUAUAUGGAUAAGUUUGAAGAAUUCCAGACUACCAUGGCAAAAAGCAAUGAACUUUUUACAACCUUCAGGCAGGAAAUGGAAAAGAUGACCAAGAAAAUUAAAAAACUGGAAAAAGAAACAAUAGUUUGGCGUACUAAAUGGGAAAACAACAAUAAGGCACUUCUGCAAAUGGCUGAAGAGAAAACUGUUCGAGAUAAAGAUUACAAGGCGUUUCAAAUAAAACUGGAGCGCUUAGAGAAGCUGUGCAGAGCUCUCCAAACAGAAAGAAAUGAGCUUAAUGAGAAAGUGGAAGUCCUUAAAGAACAAGUCUCUGUAAAAGAAGCAGAUGUAGAUCAAACAGUUCCUGUGUUACAGCCUUGCACUCUUCUUGAUUCUCACAAAAAGAUGAAAACUCCCUCUAAAAAAGAAACGGCAAUUCCCUUAGAGGUUGAGCACAAUGCAACAGAUGAAGGCAGUGAUGGUUUUCAAGAGACUGUGUCCAUGAGUUCUGUUCCUGACACUGAUUCCGUUGACUAAAAUGAAGUGUAAACACUGUAUUGAGAAGAUAUAUUUUGUGUAUAACUUUCUCUGUUGGUGGUAACUAUUGGUUUUGUGGUGAAAAAUUUCUUACUUUUUCUACCAUAUCUGUAUUUUCUUAGAACUACUGGACUUAUGUGGUACAGGAAGUUGCCUAGCAGCUUUGAAUAGUUUUAAUCUAUAAAUUUUCCACAACUGUGUUGCACAUCUGCCUCAUUUUUUCCCCUUCUUUCAUAAGAAUGCAUGUGUAUGUUGCCUUGUCCAUCUUUUCUCUGUCCCUUGCACACAAAAAUCCCAUAAUUAAGAUUUUCCUUAAGGGAUACAUAAUGGGCUUAUCAUUAGCAGGAACACUGCUAAUUUCCUAAAUAUGAAAGUACUAUUUCCUGGUAUAUGAAUAUAAUUUACUUUUCACCCUCCAAACAAAAAGAAAAAACCCACAAUUUUUAGAAGAUGCUUCUAUUUACUGGCCUAUAAGAAAGACAAAUUUUCCCACUAUGUGAAAAGAAUUGGACCAGGAGCAAGAUUUUGCAGUGGCCUGGCUUAUCAGCUUUGCAAACAUUAACUUUGAUCAUGAGAGAUUUAUUGCUUAACUUGCAAAAAGCAUACCUAGUGUGUUACUAGGUGAAAACAGGUUUAAUGAAUAUAAUUAUAAUGGUAAAAGUAGCCAUUAGGCCUGUUUCAUAUAGUGAACUGAUAACAUGGUCUAGGAUAGGGAACUGCAGAGAAAUAAUAAAUAUGUGGAUACUGCAGAUAUUUUCCUAUGCGCACUGUUCUUUACUUCAGACAAUGCUUGGUAUCUUGGUUAGAGAUCAUUGUUAAAUGUUUGAAUUAUGUUGUAUGGUUCCUUUGAAUGGAAACUUGUGAAAAUGUUUUUAAGUUGCCAGGCUGUUUUAAAUAGGCAGAAGAUCUUUCUGCUACCAUUUGGUUAUAUCAAAGUUGCAACUUAAAAAAAAAAAAAAACCUGCAUGUGAAAAGUAGAAUUUAGUAACUACACUUUUAAAAAUAACAUGCAAAUAUUCUGGGGUUAUGCUUCCUAUGAAGCCAGAUAUUUGAUUAAAAAAAAAAACUUAAUUCAAAAGAAUAAUCCCUAAAGCAGAAAGGCUGGGACCAAUAUUUUAAAUUUCCAAACAGUAGGCAAUGUAAUCAGGAGACUAAUAGUGCUACAAGUGCCCAAGUAUGUUUUUGCUUAUUUUUCAGUUUGUUGCUAUCAUUUUAAAAGAAAUGCAAAAAGUACUAUUUUCUGGUACUUUAUUUUCUUUGCACUCAACUUGAAGAGGGUUUCUAAACUAAGCAUAUACUUUUUGAGGAUUCUCUUUGCCUAAAUAGUUCCUUUUGUCACAGUACACGUAGUCUGAAUGUUCAGACUGCACUGAUAAAAAAGGUUUUAACCUUUAUGUGAAGCUAAUCAUUGAGAUCAUGUUCUCUGUUUUAAAUCUGAUGCAUAGUCAGCUCACACUACUGAACAACAUCUUAAAUUGAUGUACGGUAAACUGUAGGGUGUAAAAGAACUCUGUCCUGUGCAGGUGAGAAAUGGUCCUUUCAGGUAGAUUUGCAGUCGAGGUCUUAAGCUUGAUGAGGGAAUAAGAGGAAAGUAGACAUAGAUGAAGGAGGAGGUGACAGGCUACCCUCUAAACUUUUAAAUGCUAAUCAUGUUAAAAACCAAAGGGCAAAGAAAUGUAGGGAGUAGGUUCACAUAAAACUAUACUUCGUUUCAGUGGUGACUUGCAGUUACCAUAUGAAACCAGGGGACUUGUUUUCUUAAGAGUAAGUGCAGAUUCAUAUAUGGAAACAGCUCCCCUUUCAAUUAGGACAAAUCCUUAAAUUUCUGAACCAGUGGAAGAUGUAGCUCAAACAUUUCAUGAGCCAACUGUUUAUCUUCCAUACAUUUCUACAUGGUGCUUGCUUUGCAUGGAAGAUAAUGUUUCAAAUCUUGUUGUGCAUUUGUAAAGGACUUGAAAAAAAUUUUAAUGUAUAGUUCUUUUCCUGCUGUUUUCACUUUAACUUUCUCUGCUCUAGAUCUAAAUAGUAAAAACAAAGCAACAGUAGAGAGUACUUUUGAGGACAUGUGAUUCCCUUUGAAUGGGUUUUUCUCCUUUAGUCCUAUAUCCCAACAAAAGAAACAAGUAUGCUUGCUUACUAGAAGGCCUCUCUUACUUAGUCUCUUCUCCAAUAAGAUGAUUUACAGGUCUAGUAGUAGCACACCCAACACUUAGACUCAGCUUUACCAUAUAGUUGGUGCAAUGACUGCCAGGCCCCCUAUUUUAAUACUUUUAAAAUAUUGUUAUUCAGUUCAUUUAUUCAUUUCUUGCACUAUCUUUGAAUCGAGGUGUGGUAGUCUAUAAUGAUAAUGGCCUCUAAAACUUGGGCCCUCGAUAAGAGACCAUUUCAUCAUUAGACCACAGAAGUGUUUUCUGAUUUUUAAGAGAAGCAUUGUGUGUGUGUGUGUGUGUGUGUGUGUGCGCGCGCGCGCGCGUGCGUGCAAACUGUCUUUUACUACACUUACACCUGGUUGUUACAGUUCAAUUCUCAGGUGUUGCAGAAAAUCUACCUCUUUCAGAUUGUAGAUGGAAAUAACUGUGAAAAAAAAAAGUGAUGCAGAAAUCUAGUUUGUGCUAAACACUGCUUUAUUUUUACAACCCAUAUCUGCUUUCAUGAGGAAAAGAAUUGAUUAAUGAACAGGCAGUCUUGUUUUGCUUUUCAAGACAUUUUGUAGAGAUUUUUCACUAAUGUGAAUCUGAUUUUAUCUACUCAAUUCUGUAUAGAUUAAGUAAAUAUGUAUGCUUAA